Molecule: messenger RNA, 409 nt
Organism: Trifolium pratense (red clover)
Lineage: Eukaryota; Viridiplantae; Streptophyta; Magnoliopsida; Fabales; Fabaceae
Product: pentatricopeptide repeat-containing protein At2g35130-like
Exons: 3
Coding region: 62-382 (106 amino acids)
Molecular function (GO): protein binding
Source: RefSeq, a predicted model, not a curated record
UCUAGUGAAUGCAUUUGCCAGAGAGGGAUUAUGUGAGAAAGCUGAAGAAAUAUUUGAGCAGAUGCAAGAAGCUGGACUUGAACCUAACGUUUAUGCUUAUAAUGCCCUCAUGGAAGCUUACAGUCGUGCAGGUUUUCCUUAUGGGGCAGCAAAAAUAUUUUCACUAAUGCAGCAUAUGGGAUGUGAACCAGAUAGAGCCUCAUAUAAUAUCUUAGUAGAUGCAUAUGGGAAAGCAGGUUUUCAAGAUGAUGCUGAAGCUGUUUUUGAAGAUAUGAAAAGAGUUGGAAUAACACCAACAAUGAAAUCUCACAUGGUACUUUUAUCUGCUUAUUCCAAAAUGGGAAAUGUGAGUAAAUGUGAAGACAUUCUUAACCAAAUAUAGAUAGAUGUCUAGUUCCUAAUUGAACAU